Ananas comosus (pineapple) is the source of this 1361-nucleotide messenger RNA. RefSeq names its product eukaryotic translation initiation factor 3 subunit H. Bases 123 to 1136 code for a protein of 337 amino acids. The transcript has 12 exons. Gene Ontology annotation, cellular component: cytoplasm; eukaryotic 43S preinitiation complex; cytosol. Lineage: Eukaryota; Viridiplantae; Streptophyta; Magnoliopsida; Poales; Bromeliaceae. The record is from RefSeq and is a predicted model, not a curated record. Gene Ontology annotation, molecular function: translation initiation factor activity; protein binding; metallopeptidase activity.
CAAAAUAACCCUCACGCCUUUUUCCCUCGAGAGGGUGGAGGGUAUAACGAAAACAAAAACAAAAGUAAAAACAAAACCCUAGUUCUCUUUUCGGCUCCGCCGUGCCCUAAUCUCCUCCGACCAUGGCGAAUCCAAUGGCGCGAUCUUUUCUUCAGGCCGUGGCUUCGGAGGAAGUGGCGUCGCCUCUGCGAGUGGUUCAGAUGGAAGGGCUUACAGUUUUAAAGAUUAUUAAGCACUGCAAGGAGUUCUCCCCAUCUUUAGUUACCGGUCAACUUCUUGGCCUGGACGUUGGUAGCGUCCUUGAAGUCACCAACUGUUUUCCUUUCCCGAUACGGGAAGAAGAUGAGGAGAUUGAGGCAGAUGGGGCAAAUUAUCAGCUUGAAAUGAUGAGAUGCUUAAGAGAGGUUAACGUAGAUAACAACACCGUUGGCUGGUACCAGUCAACUUUGUUGGGAUCUUUCCAGACUGCUGAGCUGAUUGAAACAUUUAUGAAUUACCAGGAGAAUAUUCGGAGAUGUGUAUGCAUCAUAUAUGACCCAUCGAAGUCAAAUCAAGGAGUCUUAGCUCUCAAAGCUUUAAAGCUCUCUGAUUCAUUUAUGGAACUUUACCGUAGCAACAAUUUCACUGGAGAAAAGUUGAGGGAGAAGAAAUUGGCGUGGGUUGAUAUCUUUGAAGAAAUUCCGAUUAAAGUUUCUAAUUCUGCACUUAUUAGUGCAUUCAUGACGGAGCUGGAACCUGAGUCACCUGUUUCACAGUGUGAUUAUGACCGACUCAAUUUAUCAACUGCUCCAUACAUGGAAAGGAAUUUGGAGUUCCUGAUUGAAUGCAUGGAAGAUCUUUUGUCUGAGCAAAAUAAGUUUCAAUAUUAUUAUCGGAACCUCUCAAGGCAACAGGCGCAACAGCAAGCAUGGCUUCAGAAGCGAAGGCAAGAGAACGUGGCAAGGAAAGCUGCUGGGGAGGAGCCAUUGCCAGAAGAAGACCCAUCAAAUCCCAUCUUCAAGCCGAUUCCCGAGCCGUCACGCCUUGAUAGCUAUCUCAUUACAAAUCAAGUCGCUAAUUAUUGCAACCAAAUCAAUGGGGUCGCGGGGCAAAGUUUCAGCAGAUUAUACUUAAUGAAGGCCUUGCACGAUAACUAAUUUGCGUGAAUAUAUUGCGGCACUUCGACCUUUUUAGGCUCUGUUUCUGUAUGAAUACUUCUGUAAUUCCAUAGUAGGCAUUGUGAGUUCCUUUUCUUUUAUCUUUUUUAAUUUUCUAUGACCAUGAUGAGAAAUUUUGAUUGUGAACAAUUGCUUAGACUCUACCUUUAAAAGGUGUUUGCAGUGAAUUUUUAGUUAAAUGCAACAUAAUGGAAUUGUGAAUUC